Messenger RNA from Lathyrus oleraceus (garden pea), 1354 nucleotides. Its product is annotated as 3-ketoacyl-CoA synthase 2-like. Gene Ontology annotation, biological process: fatty acid biosynthetic process. Gene Ontology annotation, molecular function: acyltransferase activity, transferring groups other than amino-acyl groups. The record is from RefSeq and is a predicted model, not a curated record. The transcript has 2 exons. Gene Ontology annotation, cellular component: membrane. The coding region runs from base 281 to 1243 and encodes 320 amino acids. NCBI's taxonomy places the organism in Eukaryota, Viridiplantae, Streptophyta, Magnoliopsida, Fabales, Fabaceae.
GAAGAAAUUCUCAAAAAAAGUAUAUCUAGUGGAUUUUGCCUGUUAUAAACCUUCUCCUACUUGCAUCUGCAGCAAGGAAACGUUUAUAGAACAAUCAAAAUCUGGAGGAUAUUUUAAAGAUGAGAGCAUACUUUUCCAAAAAUAAAUUAUAGAUAAGUCUGGAUUUGGCGAUAAGACCUAUGUGCCUGAGUCCUUGUUGAAAAUUCCACCAUGUAUUUGUACUGUUGAAGCAAGGAAAGAAACAGAAUCAGUUAUUUUUGGUGCUAUUGAUGAGCUUUUAAUGAAGACAAAAAUGAAAGCUGAGGAUAUACAAAUUCUUAUAACAAAUUGUUCUGUAUUCAAUCCUUCACCUUCUCUUAGUGCUAUGGUUAUUAACCAUUACAAACUUAAGCAUCAAAUUUUGAACUAUAAUUUAAGCGGUAUGGGUUGUAGCGCUGGACUCAUAGCCAUAGACCUUGCCAAACAACUUCUACAGGUACAUCCAAACUCAUAUGCCUUAGUAUUGAGCACAGAAAAUAUUAACAUCGGAUAUCACAUAGGAAACAACAGAUCAAUGCUUGUUUCAAAUUGUCUCUUUCGUGUUGGUGGUGCUGCAAUCUUAUUAUCAAACAUUUCCUCUGAUUCUUGUCUUUCUAAGUAUCGCCUUAAACACACUGUUCGUACACACAAAGGUUCACAAGACAGUUGUUAUAAUUCAAUCCUUCAAAAAGAAGAUGAAACAAACAAAAUCACAAGCAUAUCACUUUCAAAAGAUCUAAUGAGUUCAGCGGGUAUUGCACUUAAAGAAAACAUCACAACACUUGGAAAAUAUGUCUUGCCUUUACUAGAACAGUUCAAGUUUAUUUCAUCUUUUGUUGUCAAAAAGUACUUUAACAACAACGUGAAGGUUUAUACACCUGAUUUUAAGCGGUGCUUUGAGCACUUUUGUAUACAUACCGGUGGAAAAGCAGUUCUAGCUGAGGUGCAAAAGGUGCUUGGAUUAAGUGAUUUUGAAUUAGAGCCUUCAAAGAUGACACUUUAUAGAUAUGGUAAUACUUCAAGUAGUUCAAUUUGGUAUGUGUUAGCAUAUUGUGAAGUUAAAGGGAGAAUAAGAAAAGGUGAUAGGAUUUGGCAAAUUGCAUUUGGGUCUGGAUUUAAGUGCAAUACUGCUGUUUGGUGUGCAUUAAGGAAUGUUGAUCCAAUUAAAGAGAUUAAUCCUUGGAGUGAAGAGAUAAAUGAGUUUCCUAUUGAUGUUUCAAUUUGAAGUGGGGGAUUUUGUAAAGUUAAAGUUGUUGAUCCUUGAGAUUAGCUACUAAGUUAUGGCAUUGGUUUAAUAAAACUACUAAUAUUGUAUUAAUACUUUGUUGUGUGUAUG